AUGGUUGCUCCUUUCUGGACCGACGUGGACACCACAAGAAACACAGGUCGUGUCUUCUACAGGGAGGUUACAUCAACAACAGACCCGGGACUAAUGCAAAGAGUUAACGUAAUCAUACAUAAUGCCUUCCCAGCCGUUCGAAAGCUGUCGGCCACGUGGGCAUUUGUUGCCACGUGGAACAAUGUCACAUAUUUCGGUGGGGAUCGAUAUACUCCUACAAACACAUUCCAAGCAGUGUUGGCGACCAAUGGGAGACACUCGUUUGCCAUCUUCAACUACGCUCAGAUAACCUGGACAACUGGAACUGCUAGUGGCGGGGACAGAAGUACCGGUCUGGGAGGCACACCAGCACAGGCUGGUUUCGACUCCGGUGAUGGUGAAAACUACUUUGCGAUGAAGGAAUCUCGCACGGACGCCAUAGUUAACAUCUCCAGCACUAGUAGUGUCCAGACUCCCGGACGCUGGGUGUUCCAAAUAGACAAGACUAAAGUGGAGAAAGGAGGGUGCAAUACAGAGGGCACCUUGGUGAUUUCUCCCGUCAGAGGAAACAUUCUCGGAGGAGAGGAGAUCUUGCUCUCUGGGCCUUGUAUGGAUCCGGAAGUGCAUGAUAUCAAAUGUAAAUUUGGUGACGUCACAGUGGAGGGAAAACACCACAAAGACAUGACAGCCAAGUGUAUUACACCGCCGCUCUUUGUCAUGGGGAGAGCAGAUGUACAGCUUUCCAUCAAUGGGGGCACCGAUUUCACACAUAGAGGAUUUUUUAUACCAGAAUACAACGAGGCAUUCUCUAAAGUCACACGUACUGACCAUACAAAAUGGCGCGAAAGUGGUCCAUAUUACAUAGAAUGGACGCCAGAGCAGGUUCUAGAUGGUGCACAGAACGCAGAAACUGUGGACAUAGAUCUUCUUGCAUUUGGGGAGCCGAAAGAUGGCGCGAUGGAAAAAAACUGGUAUACAUUGGCUAAGAAGGUACCAAACAACGGUAAAUUUGACCUGGGCACGGUUGCCGUGAAAUUCAGAAAGACAGAGUUUAUUGGAGCUGUGCGUAUAACACGGUCCCUCCCAUACUCUAACACAGUCUCUUACCCAAACCCAUGUCAAGGAUUUGAGAAAGAACACAAGUCGAUAUGCAGGAGGCCCGCCAUAUGGACAGAUAUCCACGUGCUUCAGUGGCACGCCUACAAUCACCUAGCAACGGUACUGCAGGAGGGGAAGAUCCCAAGCGGCUUUCUUAAAGAAACAUUUUAUCAAAUACAACAACUCAAUUUAUUCGGCGGCACAUGGGAAGAUACUAAAAGGAACAUCCACGAGCAGUCUCGUGCCAUUAAUUCCAUCUGGUGUAGAAAUUGGUACCAAAAUGACAAAUUCAAGUACGAAAUAUUGCCACAAGAUCUCCCACCAUGUCCCGUCACUUUACAGCAAGCCCUUCGAGACCGAGGCCGUUUCCAUGCCGACCCAACAUGUCACCGUGGAGACAACAACGGUUGUAACUUACAUCCGGGAGCUUUCCAUUGCGUCCGCUCAAAUGAAUGCAGUGGAUCGGGAGCCGGCCAACAAUGCUGCUAUGAUCAGCAAGGCAAUCUCCUUAAUGUGGCCGAUAAUCACGGUGGAGGAACCAUGGAUAUAUCGUACUACAAGGGAUGUCGUAAUCCGGCCGUGGUGCCGUAUAUCAGUCACUUCUACACAGACUUACGUCCACACGCCUGGUGCUGUCACAGUUCUGGUGACAAGGCCCUGUGCUCUGAGACGUACAUGGAGAGACGGCCCUCCCAUGACGGCAGAGGGUACCAACCGCCCAGACCAGCCACUGGCUUCGGCGACCCUCACGUGGUGACACUGGACGGGCUGAGCUACACGUUUAAUGGGAUAGGAGAGUACAGCCUUGUAGAGAGCACGAACCAGACGUUCACGUGCCAGGGGAGGACAAAACAAGUUGACGGACAGAACGGUGAGCAAGGCCUGGCCUCCGUGUGGACAGCACUGGCCAUGCGCGGCCACAACACAAGCAGGGUCCAGGUAUCUUAUAGUAAACUUUGGGGGAUGGAGGUGUUCGUAGAUAACGACAUGAUUGACUUUGAUGAAGUAGGAAACAUUGUCCCUGGCAUAGAAGGCAUUGAAAUCGAAAAGGUGGCCAACGAAUCAAAAGCCUAUAUAAGUUUUGAGGAUGAACAAGUAUUUGUUGAUGUGCAGAUUGCAAACGGGGUUUUGAACUUUUUGCUCUACCUUCCCAAUUAUUUGAAGGGGAACGUUAAAGGGCUCCUUGGCGUAUGGAAUGAAGACCCCGUAGAUGACCUUCUCCCACGUGAUGGACAUGUGCUAAGCCCCAAUGCAUCACUUGAAGACAUUCAUUAUAAAUUUGGCGAAACGUGGCGCAUCAGUGAAACGUCAUCACUUUUCACUUACGGCAUCGGUGAAAAUUAUGCGAGCCAUCAAAAUGAAUCAUUCGAACCCAUGUUUGAACCUCCAAAACUCGAAAACGAGACUUUGCAGACCCAGAUGGAGGCUGUGUGUGGGGAAAGCCUCGAGUGCAUGUUUGAUUUUACAAUAACUGGAGGAAACGCUGAAAUGGCCGCAGCGAGUAAAAUGGUGAUGGUUGAAUAUUCUGAAGCGGUCUCUGAAACUAAACCAGUUAUUACCUGUGGUUUUCUGGCAACAUCUACCAUUGUUACAAAAGACAACCUCUCCACCCUGGCGGGCACCAUAGUGACCUUGACCUGCCCCGAAGGGUACGCCCUGAUUGGCCAGAGUACCGUGAAGUGCAAGGAUGAUGGGACGUGGGACAGCUAUGGCGACGCCAAGUGUAGGAAAGCGAGUGAACUCAGCAUGCUGACUACCAUCGCCAUCGCGGUCGGAGCAGCUCUGGGCGCCAUUUUGUUGGUCAUUUUUACUGUCGGCAUUGUCUGCAAGGUACGGAAGAACAAGAAUUCGAACAAUAGAGAACCGCGCUCUUCACUUGGUCAUGUAAACCAAAUAUACGAGACAACAGAGGACUACUGGAAAUAAAUAGCUCCACCGGUGACCUGUGGCACCUGCUAAACUGCCACUGCGUGUAUUAAUAAUUACAAUAUGGCCAUUUCUUUCAAUAUUUUAGCCUGUUGGGCCAAAGAACAUGAUCAAAACUUAAUACGUUUAUUAAGCCAACACUAAUGCAAACAGUAUUAUUCAUUAUCAUUAUUAAUAUUAUUUUUUUGUGAAUGGCCUAAGGUAGAAUGGAGUUAUAUUUUGACGUAAUAUUGAGCCUACUGACCGUGUGGUGAAAGUGGUUCAUUGAUCGAGUCACUUGGAUCCCAUACCUUGAUUUAUACGAUAUUAGGGAAACGUUCAUUUGCUUAAAACACAUGGCGAG
Messenger RNA from Lingula anatina, 3346 nucleotides. RefSeq names its product sushi domain-containing protein 2-like. NCBI's taxonomy places the organism in Eukaryota, Metazoa, Brachiopoda, Lingulata, Lingulida, Lingulidae. Gene Ontology annotation, biological process: cell-matrix adhesion. The record is from RefSeq and is a predicted model, not a curated record.